Molecule: messenger RNA, 465 nt
Organism: Protopterus annectens (West African lungfish)
Lineage: Eukaryota; Metazoa; Chordata; Ceratodontiformes; Protopteridae
Product: zinc-binding protein A33-like
Exons: 4
Coding region: 1-465 (154 amino acids)
Source: RefSeq, a predicted model, not a curated record
AUGGUCGUGGAAGAACUGAAGCAAAAGGACAAGAUAAAAACAACUUUAACACCUUUAGAAUCCAAAGUGAAACAAUUUCAAUACAUGCAAAACCAUCAUGAGAAGGGAAUUAGAGAUAUAAAAGAAGAUGUUUUUAAUUUGGAGAAAUACAUUAAGCAAGAAUUUGCAGAAUUGCACAAUUUUCUACAAGACAAGGAAGAACAACUCAUCCAGCAGCUGAAAAAUGAUGAAGCAAAUGUUCUGAAAUGGAUUGAAGGAAGUCUCGAGUGCAUCGAAGAAGAGAUCAUUGUGACAGACUCCGAUGGCAACUUGGAAGACAAGAUUACAGAAGAGGACAGACUGAAAAUAAUGGAAGAAAAUGUUAAAUUUAUUGAAAAUGAUGAUAUGGCUAUUAAGAGCAUCAGUCACAGCAACUUGGAGAUCAGACAACCAGAACCUGUUGGUUUGCUAACAAAAGUAGAAUAA